UUCUCAUAUCAUACUAUCUCUUUUCUCUCCUCAAUUAUUUUCUUGUCAAAAAUGGUGCUAGCUGGCAAGCUUAUUACAGAACUUGGGAUCAAAACACCCGCUGACAAGUUCUUCAAACUGUUUGCAUCAGAACUUCACGAAGUGCAAAACAUUUGUGAAAGAAUUCAUCAUACCAAGCUGCAUGAAGGUGAAGAUUGGCAUCAUUCUGAUACGGUUAAACACUGGACUUAUGUCAUAGAUGGUGAGAUACACACAUGUAAUGAAAGUAUUGAAGAAGUUGAUGAUGAGAACAAAAAAAUCACUUACAAGCUAUUUGGUGGAGAUAUUGACAACUUUACUGUUUUUAAGCUCAUUCUUGAAGUGAUUAAUAAGGCUGAUGGCACUGCUGCUGUUAAAUGGACAAUUGAUUAUGUGAAAAUCAAUGAAGGUGUUGAUACUCCAAAUGGCUGGAUGGAUUACCUUAGCAAAAGCACUAGAGACAUUGAUGGCCAUCUUGUCAAGGGAGAAAGAGUUGCAUUAUAAGUCCAUUUAAGCAUGCAUGUGGAUAAACUUAGUAUUGCAUCUUUAUAAUUAUUGUGAUGUUUGUAAUGGCAUGCAUGUAGCAUAUAUAAGCAUGCAUCAUGUUUGCUUCUCUUGAUGCUUCAUUGCUUCCUUUGUAUGGAAUAAAUGUAUCGGUAAUGUCUUGAUGAUCGUGUAUUAUAUUAUUAUCAUUAUGCAAUGCAAAUUAAAUAAAUGGACAAUGUGCUUUGCAGUUUA
Molecule: messenger RNA, 756 nt
Organism: Vicia villosa (hairy vetch)
Lineage: Eukaryota; Viridiplantae; Streptophyta; Magnoliopsida; Fabales; Fabaceae
Product: MLP-like protein 34
Exons: 2
Coding region: 52-522 (156 amino acids)
Biological process (GO): defense response
Source: RefSeq, a predicted model, not a curated record